AUGGGUAUUUACCUGGCUGCGUUGAUACUUUUAUCCUUCCUUUUAUGGAUAAAAUCAAUUUUUCAUCGACACCGGCUGACAUUGUUGAAGUCGUUGAAACGAGUAACGAACAUGACGUCAGAGACUGACGGCGCUGACGUCACAGCCCUGCUCGUAACGGCUCAUCCGGAUGAUGAGUGCAUGUUCUUCGCGCCAACAGUGAUCCGACUGGUGGAGUUAAAGGCCAGAGUUCAUGUGCUGUGUUUAUCUGAAGGAAACUACUACAAUCAAGGAGCUCGACGUAAGCAGGAACUUCUCGACAGCUGUGCCGUGUUGGGGAUACCAGCCUCCAGAGUCACCAUAACAGACCAUAAAAAUCUUCCAGAUGAUCCCAAAGCAGAAUGGAGCGUCUCCUUGGUCUCCUCUGUUAUUGCGAAACACAUAAGAGCUCUCUCUGUCAACAUGGUGCUGACCUUCGAUGGAAGAGGAGUGAGCGGCCAUGCCAAUCACACAGCCAUCUAUAAAGCUGUCAGCCACCUCGCUAUAACUGGACAGAUACCCGACGACUGCUGUUUGCUCUCCUUGGUGACUGUUGGCCUCCUGAGGAAAUACAUCUCCUUCUUGGAGCUUCCCCUCAGCUGGCUGCUGCCCUCCUGUCUCUGCUGCAUUGUUGGCUCAGAGGGCUUCAGGCAAGCCAAAGCCGCCAUGCUUUGUCAUCGCUCUCAACUCCUGUGGUUUCGUUACCUGUACAUCAGCUUAUCGCGCUACAUGUACAUUAACACAUUCCAAUUAAUCCCACAGGGACCAAAGAACCUAAAGAUCUACUGAAAGUUCAUUUCAUCCAGAAGCACUGAUCAUUAGCUACUUGAAUACAGUGGUAGGGGUGAAUUUACCAGCUGUUUACAAAUCUGAUGAGCGGAUUUGCGCACAUUAAAUAAAGACUCCUGUGAUACCUUUUUUAAGCUAAAGUUGCCUGAAUAUGUUAAGCACUUUCCAUAAUGAUGAUUUGAAACCAUAUUUGACAAUAUUAGUAACUUCUGAUGCCUUUUUCGCAACAGAAACAUCUUUACUGUUUUGAGUCAUAGCAC
Scomber scombrus (Atlantic mackerel) is the source of this 1067-nucleotide messenger RNA. RefSeq names its product phosphatidylinositol glycan anchor biosynthesis, class L (gene pigl). The record is from RefSeq and is a predicted model, not a curated record. Gene Ontology annotation, molecular function: N-acetylglucosaminylphosphatidylinositol deacetylase activity. The transcript has 7 exons. Gene Ontology annotation, biological process: GPI anchor biosynthetic process. NCBI's taxonomy places the organism in Eukaryota, Metazoa, Chordata, Actinopteri, Scombriformes, Scombridae. Gene Ontology annotation, cellular component: endoplasmic reticulum. The coding region runs from base 1 to 807 and encodes 268 amino acids.